UGUUCGUUGAACACUUUUAUAGAAGUGAGGGGUGAUCGAUCUUUUCCACACUCAAACCUAAAGAGUCUCAUAAAAAAAACUAUGCAAGCUUCUCUCAUCCGAACCGGCUCCGUGCCGGUCCAGAACACGGUUCUCCCCGGUUCACCGCGAGUCUCACUCACGCGCCAAGCCUCCUUCUCCGGCGACAAGAGCCACGCGCAUUCUCCCAGGUUUUCAAUCCAUUCUUCCCACUCCAACAACCGCAGAUCCUCGUCGGAGCGCGACGACGAGAAUUUCGGCGUUCGCCGGGAUCUGAACCGAACCGGAUCGCCCUCGUUUUCACCAAUCGUACCUCACGAAGAAGACUUCCUCUCCGACGCCGCUCCGCGCAAGCUCGGAAUCCGGCCGGAGGAUCUACAAUUCGGAGAAGGAGACGGUGGAUUCCACCGCGGUGCGCCUCUCACCGGCGGAAACGGCGGCGAGAGGAUGAAAAUCGGCGCGUACUACGAGGAAAUGUUGAGGUCUAAUCCGACGGACGCGCUUCUGCUGAGAAACUACGGCAAAUUUCUCCACGAGGUGGAGAAAGACACGGUCAGAGCAGAGGAAUUUUACGGAAGAGCGAUUCUCGCGAACCCUGGCGAUGGCGAAUUGCUUUCUCUCUACGGAACGCUUAUUUGGGAAACGCAGAGAGACGAAGAUAGAGCCAAAUCUUACUUUGACCAAGCCAUUCACGCCGCUCCUAAUGAUUGUACGGUGCUGGGAUCGUAUGCGCACUUCAUGUGGGAAGCGGAGGAGGAGGAAGAAGAAGUUAACGGAGGAGCGACGGAGAUAACGGCGACGGAGAUGAUCGUUGCUUUUUAAUUUAUUAAUUUAGUUAACUUAUUAGGGGGUUCGAGAAUGUCACAUGCGUGUUAUAGUUCUAACUGGCGUUACACGAUUAUAAUAUUUUAUAAUAAUAAUAAUAAUUAUAAUAAAUGGUAUCCUUUGUUUGAUGUAUCUAACUGUAAGCUACAAAAAGGCCAUACCACUAGAAGAUGAGAGACUGAACUGAAAGCGAAACCUCUGUGUGUCCUUUUCGUUCCUUCUUGUUCCUUCUACAGCCUGUACCAUGUAAUGUAACUUGUUUGUACAUGUAACUCUUUGCGGUAUUUUGAUGAUAUUAUUAUAGUUAAUUUUCGUUCUUGAAUCUA
Molecule: messenger RNA, 1169 nt
Organism: Glycine soja
Lineage: Eukaryota; Viridiplantae; Streptophyta; Magnoliopsida; Fabales; Fabaceae
Exons: 3
Coding region: 82-840 (252 amino acids)
Molecular function (GO): protein binding
Source: RefSeq, a predicted model, not a curated record